AUGAACUGUGAUGGCACUGGUAGGCGGGUCCUUGUUGAGGAUAAAUUACCACACAUCUUUGGUUUUACUCUGUUGGGCAAUUAUGUUUACUGGACAGACUGGCAGCGCCGUAGCAUUGAACGUGUUGACAAAAGAUCUGCUGAGAGAGAGAUAAUCAUUGACCAGCUGCCUGAUUUGAUGGGUUUAAAGGCCACAAAUGUUCAUCAGAUCUUGGGUACCAACCCGUGUGCAGAAGAUAAUGGUGGGUGCAGUCACCUGUGCUUGUACAGACCUCAGGGUGUGCGUUGUGCCUGUCCAAUAGGUUUGGAGCUUAUUAGGGAUAUGAAAACCUGCAUAGUACCUGAAGCUUUCCUCCUCUUCUCUCGGAGAGCAGACAUCAGAAGGAUUUCACUCGAAACAAACAAUAACAAUGUGGCUAUUCCACUGACUGGGGUAAAGGAAGCCUCUGCUCUGGAUUUCGAUGUGACUGACAACCGGAUUUACUGGACGGAUAUUAGCCUGAAGACCAUUAGCAGGGCUUUCAUGAAUGGCAGUUCUCUGGAACAUGUUGUAGAGUUUGGGCUUGAUUACCCAGAAGGAAUGGCAGUAGAUUGGCUGGGGAAAAACUUGUACUGGGCUGAUACUGGAACCAAUCGAAUCGAAGUCGCAAGGCUGGAUGGACAGCACAGACAAGUACUGGUGUGGAAAGAUCUGGACAGCCCCAGAGCUUUGGCACUGGAUCCUGCUGAAGGGUUCAUGUACUGGACUGAAUGGGGUGGCAAGCCAAAGAUAGAUAGGGCUGCCAUGGAUGGAACGGGGCGUAUCACUUUGGUGCCAAAUGUUGGACGAGCAAAUGGACUAACUAUUGACUAUGCAGAGCGAAGGCUUUAUUGGACAGAUUUAGAUACAAGUCUAAUUGAAUCUUCCAAUAUGUUGGGUCUGGACCGUGAAGUUAUUGCAGACGAUUUGCCUCAUCCAUUUGGUUUAACGCAGUAUCAAGACUAUAUUUACUGGACAGAUUGGAGCCGCCGCAGUAUUGAACGAGCCAACAAAACAAGUGGCCAGAAUCGCACCAUUAUUCAAGGCCACUUAGAUUAUGUUAUGGACAUACUGGUAUUUCAUUCUUCAAGGCAAGGCGGUUGGAAUGAGUGUGCUUCAAGCAAUGGACAUUGUUCUCAUUUGUGUUUGGCUAUGCCAACCGUUGGCUAUGUUUGUGGAUGCCCUGCUCACUACUACUUGAAUAUGGACAACAAAACUUGUAGCCCUCCAACUUCGUUUCUGCUCUUCAGUCAAAAGAAUGCAAUUAAUCGGAUGGUUAUUGAUGAACAACAGAGCCCAGACAUCAUUCUUCCCAUUCACAGUCUGAGAAACGUCAGGGCCAUUGAUUAUGAUCCCGUCGAUAAACAUCUGUACUGGAUUGAUUCUCGUCAAAAUGUAAUUAGGCGAGCACAGGAGGAUGGGACCCAGAGUUUUACUGUUGUAACCAGUGCAAUUCCCAACCAAAAUUUGGAUAUGCAGCCUUAUGACCUCAGCAUUGAUAUCUACAGUCGUUACAUCUUUUGGACUUGCGAGGCGACUAAUGUAAUAAACGUAACACGGCUGGAUGGCAAAGCAAUAGGUGUGGUUUUGAGAGGAGAACAAGAUAGGCCAAGGGCAAUCAUCGUAAAUCCAGAGAGGGGGUAUAUGUAUUUCACUAACCUUCAAGACAGAUCACCAAGAAUAGAGCGUGCUGCAUUGGAUGGUACAGAGCGUGAAGUUCUCUUCCUUAGUGGACUAAGUAAACCAGUUGCACUUGCUAUCGACAACAAGCUUGGCAAACUGUUCUGGGCUGACUCUGAUCUGCGCCGCAUAGAGAGCAGUGACUUAUCAGGUGCAAAUCGAAUUGUUUUGGAAGAUGCCAACAUACUUCAACCUGUAGGUCUGACUAUAUUUGGUAACCACUUAUACUGGAUUGAUAGACAACAACAGAUGCUUGAGAGAAUUGAGAAGACAAAUGGUUACGGUCGUACUAAGAUUCAAGCUCGUAUAGCACAACUGAGUGACAUUCAUGCUGUGAAAGAACUCGAUCUAAAGGAAUUUGCUGAACAUCCUUGUGCCCAAGAUAAUGGUGGCUGUUCCCAUAUAUGUAUUGUAAAGGGAGAUGGUACUACACGUUGCUCCUGUCCUGUUCACCUUGUACUGCUGCAAGAUGAACUGUCAUGCGGAGAGCCACCAACUUGCGCACCAGAUCACUUCACUUGUGCUACUGGUGAGAUUGAUUGCAUUCCUUUGGCUUGGCGAUGUGAUGGGUAUCCUGAAUGUGAUGAUCAGAGCGAUGAGCAAAACUGUCCAGUAUGUUCAGACAGUCAGUUCCAGUGUGCCAGUGGGCAGUGUAUUGAUGCUGUCUUCAGAUGUAAUGGAGAGACUAAUUGCCAAGACCAAUCUGAUGAACAGAAAUGUGAAGUUCUCUGUGCUAUGGACCAGUUUCAGUGUGCCACUGGACAGUGCAUUGCCAAGCAUAAAAGAUGUGAUCAUAAUGGAGAUUGCACCGACAAUUCGGAUGAACAUGCCUGCUAUCCCACAGAAGAGCCUACCCCUCAACCUACCAGCACUAUUGGUUCAAUUAUUGGUGUCAUCCUCUCUGUCUUUGUGAUUGGAGCUAUAUACUUUAUUUGCCAGCGUGUUCUGUGCCCGCGGAUGAAAGGUGAUGGAGAAACAAUGACAAAUGAUUUUGUCGUGCAUGGAUCUGCUUCAGUGCCUCUAGGCUAUGUGCCACAUACUAACUCCCUCCCAGGAUCGCUUCAAGGUAUGUCCCGUGGCAAGCCUGUGAUGAGUUCCCUAAGUAUUAUGGGUGGAAGCAGUGGGCCACCAUAUGACAGGGCUCAUGUUACAGGGGCCUCAUCCAGCAGUUCAUCAAGUACAAAAGGCACUUACUUUCCUCCUAUGCUGAAUCCUCCACCGUCACCAGCUACUGAACGUUCACAUUAUACCAUGGAAUUUGGUUACUCCUCUAACAGUCCUUCUACUCAUAGAUCAUACAGCUACAGACCAUACGCUUAUAGAAAUUUUGCUCCACCUACUACUCCUUGCAGUACUGAUGUAUGUGACAGUGACUACACCCCUGGGAGGAGAAUUGCUACAACAAAAUGUUAUGGCGAUUUGAACUAUGACUCUGAGCCAUUCCCUCCACCUCCGACUCCACGGAGCCAGUAUUUGUCUGCUGAGGAGAACUAUGAAAGCUGCCCACCCUCUCCUUAUACAGAAAGGAGUUACUCGCAUCAUCUUUAUCCACCCCCUCCCUCUCCAUGUACAGACUCCUCGUGAGCACCAUCUUUGCCUAUUGUAAAUAAUUGUUGAUAUGAAGAGACUGCAUUUAAAAGUGGGAGAUGUGAUUUGUACAGUGAAAAUAGGUUGGGAGGGAAGGGAAAUGAUUUGCAAACAAUUUGUACAGAAGAGGAUAUUUAUGUAUUUUCUAACAGCACCUGCUGGUUGUGCCAUAAAAUUUGUAAAAAUUUGUACAAAUGAGAUUUUUUUUCCACAUGCAAACAAAAAUGCCUUAACCCAGGGAAGCAACCAUACCUAAGAAGACAUAGAAAACUAGCAGUCACAUUAACAGGUCACAGGAUACCGGAUGGAUUGCAACUCCAGUGCCCAAAGAGAAUCACAGUGUGUUUUACAGUGAAAACAAAAAUGUUAAUUAUCUUCUGUUUUCAAUACAAGAGAGACAGCUGCACAACACUCUUAUAGAAUUGAAAACAGUAACUCAUGGAGAGCUGGCAUGGGGAUCUUACAUUUUUAUGCAAAGCUGUUUCAGCAACAGUCAGCUGAAGGAGAGCACAUGCAGAAUCACUUCCUGCGAUUCUUGUCACACCAGUGCCAGUAAUGUAUACAAUUUCACAGUGAAGCCCAUGUCAACCACACUGCAGCUUUCAAAGGUGAUCUCUGCCAUGUGCUCGGAAGCUAUUCUGCACCUUUGCUACAGAGUCAGGGUGGGGUAGAGUUGGAAGGAAAUCAGCUUCUUUUUCGCUUCUUUGUGGUGAAAAUCAUUACUUUAAUUAUGGGGACAAAUAGUGGAAUAGCACCUGUGACAUCUUGAAGUAUUUGACCAAGGGCAUAAACCAUGCCUUGAUACUUUUUAAAUUCUUAGUCAGUGAGCUUUUAACUUCAGUGCCCGCAAAUGUUCUGAGUGUAUUUUUAUACUACAUUGUGUAGAUAACCUAUUUAUAAGCUAUAAAAUAACCUUGUAUUAGAUUUCCUGUAAAGCCUGUCCAUAUAUCCUUGCAAUACUUUCAUGUAUAGUUGUAUUACUUUAUGCCUCAUUUUAUUUUUCUAUAAAACAUUAGUGUAAGGGUAAUGACAAUCUCAGAUUUUUUUAAUAGAUGGCCAGAUGAGUUUAUUUUUUCCAUUUUAAAUGUAAUUUUCAAUUAUCCGUUAAGGUACUGUGCAAAAUACAGAUUAUCAUCUUUAUAUAUUACAUUGUAUUAAAAAAUACAUUUUGUAGCAAAGACUGAAUACUUUGUAAUAGUCCUUAUGAUUGACUGAAAUGCCAAGUGAAUCUAAAUCACGAUGCAGCCAUUUAAAGUAUUUCUAGUAUUCAAUUAUUUAAUUGUCACUAUUUUCCAUAAAAUAAUUUGAUCAAGGUAUGCAUAGGAUAAUUAGUACAUGAGGAUUUUUUAAAUGUCUGCUGCUGUGUACAUGGAGCCAGAAAUGUCUGGUAUAUUUGUCCAGGUAUACUUCUAAGUGAAAUUAGAACUCUGUGCCAAAUUCUACUAGAAAAAUCACCCUAGUGGUGUGUGUCUAAAGCAAACAACCUUGUUUGGAAGUGAAGGAUCUGGUGCUGCUCAAUAUAUUAAUUGUAAACCUGUUUUUUUUCUUCUUCCUUUUGAUUUUCCUCCUGUCAAUUGGAGCUAACUGUUUUGUUGUGUACCAGGUGCAGUCCCCUGGUACCAGUAUGCUUUGCAAGGAUGUGUUUAUGUUAAUGACCAACAUUUGGUCAGUCUUAUCCAUUUGCCUAAUAACAUCCUGAAAAUGUAAAAUAAGUGCUUUAUUUGUCUGAACUCUGUUUCUUUUAAAAAGAGAAAAAAAAGCACCUUGUAUAAAGCUCUUUCUGUUACUAUCAAGUUAAGUUGUAACAAAUGAAAAAUUGAUUUUUAUAAUAAAACUAAGAUUGAAACCUG
Messenger RNA from Rhincodon typus (whale shark), 5135 nucleotides. RefSeq names its product low-density lipoprotein receptor-related protein 6. Gene Ontology annotation, molecular function: protein binding. The record is from RefSeq and is a predicted model, not a curated record. The coding region runs from base 1 to 3282 and encodes 1093 amino acids. Gene Ontology annotation, biological process: Wnt signaling pathway involved in somitogenesis; canonical Wnt signaling pathway; receptor-mediated endocytosis involved in cholesterol transport. The transcript has 16 exons. Lineage: Eukaryota; Metazoa; Chordata; Chondrichthyes; Orectolobiformes; Rhincodontidae.